AUGCGGCAAGGAAACCCCGCUUGCCGAUGUACUGGAAAUGCCGAAGUGCAAAAGCGUGUGAGGAAGGAUAUAAUUUCUCGGGCUUUAAGCAGCGCGAAAUGGGAGGAUCUCAGCGACGUGGUAUUGGACGACAUUAUCGCCGCCAUUUGUUCGGCUAUUGCUGAUACGACGCCUUCUGCUCGCCUGGACAGCGUAAUUUUUAAAUCGAUUAGCGUCGAGCAGUGGGCGUGGUUGAUAUACGCUCUCGACGGCAGGGCGUCCUGCCUAACCGAUGCCGAUAACGUCGUGCCGACGGUGAUAGUUCGAGCAGAGACCUUGACCAACGCGAUUGUUGCAGUGCGAAAGGGCGGCUUCCCAGAAGUGUCUGUGGCUGUUUACGGAUUUCGCAAGAGGAAUGUCGCCCAAACAAGCACCAUCUUUGUCAGGACCUAA
This is a messenger RNA of Phytophthora sojae, 432 nucleotides long. RefSeq lists its product as hypothetical. Bases 1 to 432 code for a protein of 143 amino acids. The transcript is spliced from 2 exons. Lineage: Eukaryota; Oomycota; Peronosporomycetes; Peronosporales; Peronosporaceae. The record is from RefSeq and is a predicted model, not a curated record.